Molecule: messenger RNA, 5674 nt
Organism: Daphnia carinata
Lineage: Eukaryota; Metazoa; Arthropoda; Branchiopoda; Diplostraca; Daphniidae
Gene: Usp32
Product: ubiquitin carboxyl-terminal hydrolase 32-like
Exons: 25
Coding region: 224-4939 (1571 amino acids)
Biological process (GO): protein deubiquitination
Cellular component (GO): Golgi apparatus
Molecular function (GO): calcium ion binding; cysteine-type deubiquitinase activity
Source: RefSeq, a predicted model, not a curated record
UACUUUUUUCGUAAACAAAAGGGGGAAAAUAUCUUUCAUGUCAAAAGUGCUUCAUGUCAACCAUACCAAGUUGAAUGUUGUUACAUUUCAAUCAUGCAAUGGUUUACUUGAACUGAAUUAAUGUAACACUUAAUUCAAUACGAAAGGAAAUGAAUUUCUGUCAGUGAAAACAUAUUUUCAGGUAAAGGCGAUCGCGAGUGUAACUUGCAAGUUGAUCAGCGCCAUGGGAGCUAAGGACUCUAAGCCUCAAGUCAUCAGCUACGAAGAAGCCGCCAAGCGCGUGAACAAUGUUGAACUCAAACGACUAAAGGAUACAUUCGGCAAAUAUUCAACCCCAAAUGGAUUACUCCAGCAAAGCAUUUUUCUCUCAGAAAUUAUUGGUGACACAGUCCCAAACAACUUAGCAGAUCUUAUUUACACAGCAUGGGGUGGAACUACAAAGGGUAUCAAUUUCAAAGAUCUCCUGAGUGGAUUAGUUCUUCUCACGAGGGGCCAUCAAGAUGAGAAGUGCCGAUUUAUAUUCAGUCUGUAUGCUAAAGACAUAAACAGUGUAGUGACCAAAGAUGAUGUAAUUAACUACACCACCAAGUACUCUGAUGGAUGGAAUCUAGAAAACAUAUCCAACCUAUUUGAUGAGGCUGAGGCAGUAAACUAUUCCAAAUUUCGCGAAUGGCUAAUUUCAUAUCCUAGCGCUACAUCUCUAACUGAGUGGCUGUUGAGUGAUCCUUGCCCUGUAACUCUCUCGAACGAUCUCGAGACCCCAACAUUUUACCAAACAUUGUCUGGUGUCACUCAUUUGGAUGAACAAGAGAUUAUAGACCUUGAGAAAAAAUACUGGCAGCUAAAAAAUCUGUCCUCAAAUGGGAAGUUUGAUAUUCAACUUUUCCUUUCUUUCGCUUCGGCCCCGAUCAGUACAAACAGUGAAGAUGAUGACUCCACAUUCUCCAUCGCCCGGGGACUGUUUUCUGCUUUCGAUGAAAACUGUGAUGGGCACUUGGACUUUAAGGAAAUUGUCUGCGGAAUUUCGGCUGCAUGCCGAGGACCCUUAGUGGAAAGAAUAAAAUUUUGCUUCAAAAUUUUUGAUUUUGACCGCGAUGGAGUUUUCAGUCAUUCGGAAGUUACCCAAUUGAUCGAAAGCCUAAAACGACUUGCUGUAGAACAGUUUCCUGAGAAUAACAGUGACGCCGAUUUAUUGGAAAUAUCCGACCUUAUUGCUAAUGAAAUGGAAUCUGUUGAUCUUGAAUCAUUUUUAAUGUGGGCGGUGAAGCGAAACGCAUUAGAACACCUUCUUGAUAUGUUGCACCAGCUGUGUCACGUCGUACUCGGACUGCGCCCCGGCUCGCGGAUCGAAGAAGGAAAGCUGAUUCAAAACUGGCUGAGACGUGAAGUUAAACGCGGUUAUCGUGUUGGAGAAUUUUGGUACCUCAUAUCAAGCGUUUGGUGGAAACAGUGGUCAGACUAUGUCGCUAACCAGGACGACUCAAGCAAAAAUCCAACUAGUAACGUACCUCUUAGAAACAAUACUUCAGAUUCUGGAAGUGAUGUGGGCACUGUAGUUAGACCAAGGGCCAUUGACAACACGUGUUUGGUGGCAACUUCAACAGUAAAGGCUACUGUUUUAACGGGGGAAGGAGGACGACUCCGACGAGAAUUAGAAAAAGGCAAAGAUUACGAAGUAGUUCCGGAGGCAAUCUGGAAAGCAUUGUCAGCAUGGUAUGGAGGAAGCCCAGCAUUGCCGAGACAGGCUGUCCAAUUCACAGACUCUGGUCCAGUUGAGUUAGAAUUAUAUCCGUUGUUGCUUCGUCUUCUAAGACACAGUUCGACGACCAAUGAUAACGGACCAGCUUGGAAUGGCCAAUCUUGGAAUAGCAUUGUUGGGGGCUAUGGUGCAGCAGCUCUUGCAGGCGGAUACGGCUAUUUUCCAUCUGCUACACAGCAGACUCCCCGUCGUUAUCUAGCCUACGUUGCAGCAUUUAGUCAAUUAGCCACAGUCAGCCAGACAUACGAAUAUCUUUGCGGAAGACUGCGCCUCAAAUUUGAUGAUGUCCGACUGUGGCUCAUGAAAGACGAUCAUUGCCUGGUCUUGUUGGAAGACGAAAAUGCUACGCUUGCCUCACUUUCGUGCCGCGACAAUGACCAACUUCUUAUUGAAGUGCGUAACAAAGAUUUAACAUGGCCGGAAGAAAUGGUUUCUCUUUCUGGCCAGAGCGGUGACAAAUAUCGCCAAGCUCUGCCUAGUGAGAAGGGUGCGACUGGCUUGAAUAAUUUAGGCAAUACUUGUUUCAUGAACGCUUCCCUGCAAUGCGUAAGCAAUACGCAAGCUUUGACUCAAUACUUCACGUCUAGUAUGCAUCUUCUUGAGCUAAACAGAGACAACCCUCUUGGAAUGAAAGGAAACAUUGCCAAGGAUUAUGGGGAUUUGAUUCGCGAUAUUUGGAAAGGCAAAUCUCGAACUAUUGCCCCGCUACGCUUAAGAUGGACAAUCGGCAAAUACGCUCCAAGGUUUAACGGUUAUCAGCAACACGAUGCUCAGGAACUUUUAGCUUUCCUUCUUGAUGGUCUUCACGAAGAUCUAAACCGAGUUCACGACAAGCCUUACGUUGAACUGAGCGACAGCGAAGGCCGUCCGGAUGUCGUUGUAGCUCAAGAGGCAUGGGAGAAUCACCUUCUACGGAACCGCUCCAUUGUUGUCGAACUCUUCCAUGGUCAACUUAAAUCGAAAGUCACCUGCGGAGUAUGUCAACGUGAAAGUGUACGCUUCGAUCCUUUUAACUAUUUGUCACUACCUCUACCUCUUGAAAGCUACGUUCACGUUGAAGUCGUCGUUCUUCGGUUGGAUGGAUCGGUGCCAGUCAAAUAUGGUCUUCGUUUACCAAUGGAUGCUACGUAUCUCUUACUUAAAGAAAGAUUAGCCUCCUUAUGUCAAAUAUCUCCCGAUCACCUUUUAUUUGCAGAAGUAUCUGGAGCAAUGAUUAAGACGUUUCCGGGGCUCAACAACAAGGUUCGACCGACGUCUGGAUUAGCCUUAUUCGCGUACCAGGUGCUGAGUUCUACUGAAGUGAUCCAAUUUCUGCCGACGAAUGGCGGCAACAUCGGUGUUCCAGACAGUGGAGUCAAAGAUGCCAAUCGAAAUAACAAUAAAAUAGGCCAUCACUCCAGUAAUCAAAUAGCAAAAGUCAUUGACAAGGGAGGGGACACCAACGCCACCACCAACAGCUCGGAGGUAAGACGACCCGUCGGUAUCUGCAUGAACGUGAUGAGCACCGUAUUCUGUAGAAAGAACGGUCUCUCUCCUGGACAAGAAUCCCUGCCGCAGAGAUCGACCAAUGUUACACAGCAGCCAGUAACAAAUGGGGGAACUAAUGAUGAACGCAACGGCGAUCGUUCGAGUUUGGCCAGUACCAGCAGUGGCAGUGGUGGAUUAGGAAGUCCAGUUAGUUUGACGAGUAACAAUAGCAGUACUCAAGAACUAAACGGCUCUUUGGGAAUGGGAGCCUCAUUUUUGGUUGUCUAUCAUCGGAAAAUGAUACGACAAGAUCUCUAUUUCGUCUCCCCACAUAAAACGCGACCUAGUCUCUUCGGUUUACCACUGUUGGUUCCCUUAGCAUGGAGAACAGAUGGAGUCCCAUCUUCAGCGGAUGAACGAAACAGAAUGUUAGUCCUACAAACGACGAGCCAAGACUUGUAUCGGUGUGUGUGGACGCUGGUGUCUAGGCUGGUCUCGCCUUCUCCCCCUACUGACAGUGGCACACUUCCAAAUCACGCCCAUGACUGCGAUGAUAGUCUGGGCUACGAGUUCCCUUUCACCCUAAAAGUUGUACAGGCCAAUGGAAUCCAUUGUGGUAUUUGUCCAUGGACCAAAUUCUGUAAAGGAUGCCCGCUGGCUCCAACGCCUGACCCCCUACCGAAUGGUAGCGAGACCAAUUCGUCCUAUAUCGAGGGCGUCCUUAAUUAUUGCAUCGCGGUUGAUUGGGAACCGACCGCUCUUCAUCUCCGGUAUCAGACAUCGCUUGAAAAAGUAUUUGACGAAGAUCCCAGUGUGGCCAAAGCCCUUCACCAACAAACAGAACCAGUCAGCCUAGAGCAAUGCUUGCAAGCUUUCACGCGAGAAGAGCAACUCUCAGGAGAUGAGAAGUACUACUGUCCUAAAUGCGCCACCCACCAACCAGCCACCAAAAAGCUACAAAUCUGGAGAUUACCCCCAAUACUGAUUGUUCAUCUGAAACGAUUCCAGUUCGUCAACCAUCGUUGGAUUAAGUCCCACAAGGCUGUUCAGUUUCCACAUAACAAUUUGGAUUUCACCGAAUUCUUAGCAGCAAUUCCUAGCGAAACGCUAGUCCGCCAUCGACAAAUGGCUUCUUCCGUGCUUCCGAACGGGGUGGCAGAAUCCAGCAAGGACGAAUCAAAUGAUAUUUCACCUAAACAUUCCAUUUCCUCGUCCGUCCCAUAUUCCAACGGGCAUCCACCAAAUAUUAGGGAAGUGAUCAACGGCAACGAAUCGACCAGGAAGCGACUCGAAUCCACUUCGCUCAUGACUCAUCCGGUUCACGAUGAAGAUCUUAUUGAUUUUCACCAACACCGACUUCUUCCAGGCUACAAUAAGCUGGAUAUAACUUACAGCCUCUACGCCGCUGUGUGUCACUCGGGUAUUAUGGGAGGAGGCCAUUACAUUUCCUAUGCCAAGAAUCCCAACGGUAAAUGGUUCUACUACAAUGACUCUACGUGCAAGGAAUCGUCAGCAAAUCAGAUAGAAGGCCAGACAGCGUACAUGCUGUUUUUUGAGAGAGAUGGCAUUGACAUGAAGGCUUACCUCCCAAAAUUGCGCGAGCCGAGCACAAGUUCGGCUGAAAGCGCCAACAGUGACUCUGCAGCGGGAAAAGUGACAGCGGCAAUCAACGGGUUAGAAGAAGAGGACGGUAAAAAGUGCUGCAUCAUGUAAUGCAUUCGUGACGUAUUCAGCCCCGUAUAUUUCAGUUUUUAUUAACGAGUUUCACCUCAAAAGAGCAAAAUGGUAUGCUUAAGAUCGCGCUCUAGUCACUCGCAAAGGUCAAACUUUCCACUAGUAAAUGAUGGAUAAAUAGGUUCGUUUUUGGUGUCAUUUCAAUAAUGAUGGUCAAUCACAUAGAAAAUUCUGUUUGUAGAGAGUUCAAAUGUAGUUGGUUACUACCUUAUUUACCUUUAUAAUGAUCCAUUGAGAGGUAGUUGUUGCUUGUUGUUUGUUUUUGUGCCUUUGUUCCCAGUGUAUCAAAACGCGUGUUUACAUAUAUUGCGGUGCAAAUAACUCAUGAAAAAUCCCAACAGGUAUGAACGUGUGAUUGACGACACGAAAGCUUUGUUUCCUUUAUAUUCAAACUAUUUCGCUAGACUGACAAAAGCAGUUGACUUCAUUCCAGUCUGUAAUGCUCCAUUAAGUCCAUUUCAAAUGUUUUGCUUUGCGGGAUGUAGGUAUGUUCAGAUAUGUCUGCAGCCCGUGUGUCCUUUUCUUGUUCUGUAAAUGAAUGCAUGUAUAAUAGUUAUUACCUCUGCAAAAUAAUCCGUGAUUUUACGCGUUUCCCCCGUGCAAUUUCAAAUAAUAAUAAUAAUACGUUUAUAUACAUGUACACUGAUAAUAUUUGUCUAUCAAUGUUGUGAUUGGCUCCUAUAUUUUAAAGAACUACAAAGGACAUUUACCUGG